GCGAUAGAUGUCAGUCGAUACGGAAAUUUCACAGAAAAUCAUUUGCAGGCAUUAUGCUUACCGCCUAAGAACUUAAAUGAAAACAUAAUUUGUAAUAUAAACCGAUUGACAGAAGAGUAGAAUUUGUUCCCUCAACAUCAAAAUAUGGCAGGCCAGCGCAAUGUUGAUUCAAAGUUUGUCCUAAAAGAAGUCAGCUAUGGCAUAGACCUCUUGAAAAAUUUGAAUGAUAUGAGAAUAAAGAGAUUGUUUACAGACACAAUACUGUGCUUAGGACAGGAAGAGUUUCCAUGCCAUAAAAAUAUUCUGUCAGCUAGCAGUCCUUAUUUCCAUGCCAUGUUCACAAAUGAUGUGAGAGAAAACAGGGACAUACGGAUAUAUUUUGAUGAUAUAUCGCCUUGGACAUUCAAGAGAAUAUUAGACUAUGUUUACACUGGUAGAUUGGAGAUCUCUACUGACAAUGCUCAAGAAAUGCUAGCUGCUGGUUGCAGGUUUCAGUAUCCUGCCAUUGUUGACGGCUGCUGUAAAUUUUUACAAAGCGAACUUCAUCCAUCCAAUUGUUUGGGCAUUUACUACUUUGCACACAUGCAUUCUUGUAAAGAACUUGAAGACAAUUCAUGGAAAUAUGCCCUUGAGAACUUCUCUAUGCUUGUCCAGUAUGAUGAAUUUUUGGAAGUUUCUCUUGAACAGUUGAUGCGGUUUGUUUCUAGUGAUUUGAUCGAGGUACGAAAUGAGGAAACAGUGUACAAUGCUGUGAUUCGCUGGAUCAAGUUUGAUGUUGAGGAACGAAAACAAUACAUGAUGCAAUUAAUGCAAGAAGUGAGAUUACCUGUGAUUAACAUCAACAACCUAAAAAGCAUGGAAAAUGAGCCUCUAGUUCAGAGCUGUGAAGGCUGCAUAGGACUGGUUCUUGAGGCAGAGGUGAAACAUGAAACUAUUCAUGAUCGUUAUGGGCGUAGGAGACGAAGCAUGCAGGAUACUCAGGUCCACCCUCGACCUUCCACUAUAGCGAAGGAGGUCAUAGUUGUUGUUGGGGGAUUGAACGGGUUUGUCACAAGAACUGUGGAGAUGUUUGAUCCCCAGAAAGACACAUGGAUGUCCUUGCCUGAUUUCCCGAAACCAGUGACAUGGUUCAGUGUGUCGGCUGUAGUCAACUGCAUCAUAGUAGCUGGAGGGAUAACAGAUGGAAGAAUAGUCAAUAGUGUCUGGAAGUUUGACACACUUGGAAGAGAAUGGCAUGAAAUCUCCCACUUAACUCACCCACGAGCAAAGCAUUCCUCCGCUGUGCUACAUGACAGAUUGUAUGUGUUUGGAGGAGUGACAUUCACUGCAAAUUUUGAUGUUGUUGAUCAGGGUUGCAUUGAAUGUUUUGACCCUGCUACAAACACAUGGUCUGUUGUUGGCCACUCUUCAUUUCCCAGAACUCUGUCCAAAAUUGUGCCAUUUGGUAACUUGUUAGUUGAAGUGGGUGGGCAGCAGGGGGAGGCUAAAGUCAACACAAUGGAGUGUUAUGAGGGCUCACAAGACAACAUCUCCAUCAAAACACUCAGUGAACACUUCAUCUUGCCAGAGGCCAUCCAACAUGCUCAGAUUGUUGUUCUCAAUGGUGUGUUUUACAUCAUCUGGGAGGACACAAAGAAAGUCAUUACCUUAGACCCAGAGAAGCGUACAUUCCAGAGAUUGCCUGACCUUCACUACAGUCACAAAAGUAGUGGUGCUACCGUCCUGAAGGACAAGAUCUAUGUGCUAGGCGGGAUGACUGACAAUCCCAGAGGUGGAGGCGCAGAUUCACAUGCUUGUACAAUUGUUGAGUGUUAUGAUCCAGAGACAAAAACUUGGUCCCUAGAGAAACCAAUGCAGGAAUCACGUGGCUUUCAUGGCUGUGUUACAGUAAAUAUGUGAUGUAGGCUGAUACAUUUUCUAGAUUUAUUCAUUCGAUUCAAAUCUCAUUAGACAGUAUUUUAUAGGUUGAAAUACUAAUUUGAAAUAUUUUUUUCUGCUAUCACAUUCCUUGUUGUACAUCACAGUACAACAUGUAAUCUUAAGUCUCAGCAAAGAAGGCCAAUUAAUUUUAAUAAGUUCAAAUACCGAAUCUUAUCUGUAUUUAUUUGUAAUAUUUGAAUUAUACUAACACAACUCGUAAACAAAAAGGAACUGCAAAGAACUUAAAAAUUAUGAUCAUUAAAUUUUAAUAUGCACCCAAAUAUAACUGGACUAUAAGUUAACUGUAUGUUACCUUAUACUUCUGCCAUUUAUAUUUUAUCAGUAUUAUUUCGAUAUUUAUUUGUUUUACGCUACAAUACAAUAAAUACAUUUGGAGUGUUGUUUGCCAUUGUUACAAGUUUGAAUGUGUGUUGCUGUAUUUGUUGUUUUUUGAGGUGCUAAUCACAUGGAAACAGCGUUAAAUGAGUGUCUGGACCAAUACUAUUUGUUCAUCCUGAAUAUUGUUUUCUAGCAUGAUACCUGUGAAACAUUCAAUUCAAUGAAUUUUAAAAUUGAACAAUCAGAUACAUAAUGACCUGGAAGGUGCAUGAUGAUAUUUGUAACAAACAGUUGUAUGAGGUUGUCAUUAUUGCCAGUACACAUAGACAAUAAUUGUUUCAGUGUCUGAUUGCAACGUAUUUCACUGAGUGAGCACUGGAAGUUGUAUUUCAUGCUUGUACUGCAUACUAAAUUAUAAUUGAUUAGCUUUUUAUUGGAAAACUUAACUAGGUUUUAGUCUGAAAUUACCUUAUUUUAUUAUUAUAAAGUUAUUCUAUUUACCAGAGCCAGACAGAUCCUAAAUAUUAUCUAUUUUGAAUCUGAUUUGCUAUUUUCAUUAACUAGCUUUUAAUUUCUUCCCGAUGUUUCAUGAAUUGGUGUUAACUGGUCUGGUUUCUACUACCUGUGGCUAUCCGAUGUACUUCUGACCAGUGUUAGUAGUAUUUGCUGUUGCUGUUAACUGUAUAUUGUGUGAAUGUAAUAUUAAUGAGACAGUUAAACUGUUACAUUAAAUGGUAUUGUUAUUGAUAAUAAAAAUGUCUGCACA
Mya arenaria is the source of this 3025-nucleotide messenger RNA. RefSeq names its product kelch-like protein 21. The transcript has 2 exons. The coding region runs from base 145 to 1899 and encodes 584 amino acids. NCBI's taxonomy places the organism in Eukaryota, Metazoa, Mollusca, Bivalvia, Myida, Myidae. The record is from RefSeq and is a predicted model, not a curated record. Gene Ontology annotation, molecular function: protein binding.